Messenger RNA from Erigeron canadensis, 1710 nucleotides. Its product is annotated as purple acid phosphatase 18. The record is from RefSeq and is a predicted model, not a curated record. Gene Ontology annotation, molecular function: acid phosphatase activity; metal ion binding. The transcript has 5 exons. Bases 85 to 1386 code for a protein of 433 amino acids. NCBI's taxonomy places the organism in Eukaryota, Viridiplantae, Streptophyta, Magnoliopsida, Asterales, Asteraceae.
UCAUUCCGACCAGAAUCAUCAACGUCAUAUAAUACUUGUCUGUUGAAUUCACACACUCUAUUUUAAUUAAAAAAUAAAAUAAAUAUGGUGCGAAAUAUUAAUAAUAAAAUGAAAAUACUGUUACUGUUAACGGCAGUGGUUGUAAUGAUCACCGCCGUGACGGCAGAAUACGUCCGGCCACCGGCUAGAAAGACUUUACAUUUCCCUUGGGAUCCAAAGCCAUCAUCUGAACCUCAACAGGUGCAUAUUUCCUUGGCAGGGGAUAAACACAUUCGUGUUACAUGGAUCACUAGUGAUUCAUCUUCUCCUUCACUUGUUGAAUAUGGAACAUCACCUGGAAAAUACAGCUUUAAGGGUCAUGGAGAUACUACCUCUUAUAGCUAUUUUUUAUAUAGCUCAGGGACAAUCCACCAUACUGUUAUCGGUCCAUUAGAACACGACACUGUUUACUACUAUAAAUGUGGUGGUCAAGGACCCGAGCUCAGUUUUAAAACCCCGCCAUCAGAGUUUCCAGUUACAUUAGCCGUGGCUGGUGAUUUAGGUCAAACUGGCUGGACAAAGUCAACUUUGGACCACAUUGACCAAUGUCAAUAUGAUUUGCAUUUGCUCCCUGGUGACCUUUCUUACGCUGAUUACAUACAACGUAGGUGGGAUACAUUUGGGAACCUGGUACAGCCACUAGCAAGUGCAAGGCCAUGGAUGGUAACUCAAGGGAAUCAUGAAAAGGAGAACAUACCAUUUUUAAAGGAUGGAUUUGCAGCAUAUAAUGCUAGAUGGAAAAUGCCUUAUGAAGAAAGUGGAUCAACAUCAAAUCUCUAUUAUUCAUUUGAAGUUGCAGGGGCUCAUAUUGUCAUGCUUGGUUCCUAUACAGAUUAUGAUGAGAACUCUGAACAAUAUGAUUGGUUAAAGGCAGAUCUCUCCACAGUAGACCGUGAAAAGACACCUUGGUUACUUGCAUUAUUUCAUGUCCCGUGGUAUAACAGUAAUUAUGCACAUCAAGGUGAAGGAGACAAGAUGAUGGAAGUGAUGGAGCCGUUACUUCAUGCUGCUGGUGUUGAUAUGGUCUUUGCUGGCCAUGUGCAUGCUUAUGAACGCACGAAACGCGUGUAUAAUGGAAAAUCUGACCCAUGUGGUGCUGUCCAUGUGACGAUUGGAGACGGAGGGAACAAAGAAGGUUUACAGACCAGGUACAAGGACCCAUCACCAGAAUGGUCUGUGUUUCGCGAAGCAAGUUUUGGUCAUGGUGAGCUCAAGAUAGUAAACUCAAGCCAUGCCUAUUGGAGUUGGCAUAGGAACGAUGAUGAUGAACCUGUGAGGUCUGAUGAUGUGUGGAUAACCUCAUUAAUGAGUUCAGGAUGCGAUACUGACAAAAGAAAAAGAAUCUAAAGAUAUAUGUUGGUCUCUUUGAAAGGUAAAUGUUGGUAGCAUACAACUUAACGCUUGCAUAUUUAAAGAGCAAUCAAACAUGUUAUUUGCUGUGUUGGUGCUAGUUAUUAUCCUUCAAAAGCUUUUUCACGAAGGUUAUAUAUACAUAUUGACAUAUUGUUGCUUGAUUGAUAUUUUAGUGUGUGUAUAUAGUAUCUCUCAUGUUGCUUCUACAUAAGAGGAUCCCUGUGUGUAUGUGUGUAUUAGUUAAACAAGUACAAGAUAUAUAUGGUAUGUGCUACAAAUGUAUCAACUUGGAUAUCUAAAAAACCAUGUUUUUUUUUA